AUGGAAAUAAUAUAAAGUUUUAAGGGUAGGCUCCCUGCUCCACAGCUCAUGUAAUUCAAAUUGUUUUUAUUGUUAAUUGUUUUUAACAAAAAACCAAGUGAUGAACAGGAGACACCUUCAGUAGGAAGACAUCAGUUGGGCCAGCAGGUAGGCAUUCAUCCGGAGGACAAACAGGACAUACAGAAUGUGCACUGUGGUGGAGUUCUUUGAGGACUCUGAGGUCUUCAUAACCGGCGGUUCCGGGGUGGUGGGCAAGGCUCUCAUCGAGAAGCUGCUCCGUUCCACACGGGUGCGCCGGAUCUACGUCCUGCUCCGGCCGAAGAAACAGUUUACGGCGGAGCAGCGCCUCAAACGACUCCGGCAGGCCACCAUCUUUCAUGUCCUGGCCAAGGAGCGGCCGCAGGAGCUCGACAAACUGGUGGCCGUUCCCGGGGAUGUCUCCCACCCGGGCCUGGGCAUCCAGCCGGAGUGGCUGGCCCGGAUGAGGGGCGUGUCGGUGGUCUAUCACUGUGCCGCCACGGUGCGCUUCGACGAGCCACUCCGAGUGGCACUCCGGCUGAACGUGGGCGGCACCCUGGAGGCCCUCAAGUUUGCCGAGAAGUUGCCAAAAUUACGGAUUUUUGUUCACGUCUCGACUUUCUACAGUAAUCCGUACUUGAAGAGAGUGGAGCCAAAGUACUACUCCUCACCUAUGGACUGGAAACUUUGCCUCAGACUUUUGGACGAAGUUCCGGAUGAUAAUUUACUCGAUGCCCUGACCCGCAAACUAAUUGUGGGUUUUCCGAACACCUAUACCUUCACGAAGAACCUGGCAGAGUCCUUGGUGAACGACCACCGUCAUCGGCUGCCCUUGAUAGUCUAUCGUCCUUCCAUUGUCCUUUUCGCCGUGGAUGAUCCUUCGCCGGGCUUCUCGCCCUCCCUGAUGGGGGCCAUGGGUCUCUUCGCUCUGGUGGGUGCCGGAAUCCUGAAGACCGUCUACCUGGGCAGAGACAUCCGGCUGGACAUUACGCCCCAGGACAUGGGCAUCAAGAGCAUGCUCUGCUACACCCAGAAGGGCGCUGACCUCUACCAGCAGGAGGACGCCCCCAAGGAGCUGCCCGUCUACAUGUCCUCGUCGUGCACCCACGUGUCCCACACCUUCACCCGGGUGGCCGAGCAGAUGGACGAACUGGACCUGUGGGGCGACGCCGCCUUCGAGAAGAAUCUGAUGAUCCCCGGAUGCCACUAUACGGACAGGAGGUGGCUGUACCUCUUCCUGGUCUUCACCAAGCAGAUCCUGCCGGCCCUGAUGGUUGACGGUCUCCUGAAGCUCUUCGGCCAGAAGCCAGUCCUCAUGGGCAUCGUGAGGAAGGCCUACCAGACCCUGGAGGUUAUGCAGCCCUUCAUGUUCAACAAUUACGAGAGUCCUGGCGUCACGGAGAAGGAGACUUUGACCAAAGAAAACGAGGGAACUGAGUUCCAUUUGGAUGCCUUUAGUCAUCCGGAUAUCGAUUCCCUAGUCGUCCAAGUCAGUAGGGACAUGGUGCAUAGUAUUCGAACCCAUUUACUCCACGAGGAUCCCAGGACCUUGAAGCGUUCUCAGCGUAUUCUGAAAAUCAAGGUCAUCCUGUACCAGGCUCUACGUCUAUUUCUGCUCUACAAGAUUCUUCGCUGGCUUUGGGGCAGUUACUUUAAGGCGUUCUUCUAGGAUUUGGAUUUGGAACAACUUCCAGGACUCUACUUUUUUUUUUUUUUGAUAAAUUAUAACUUAUAUUCCGGCAGAAAGUAUAUUUUUUAAAGUUCAAUAA
Molecule: messenger RNA, 1787 nt
Organism: Drosophila ananassae
Lineage: Eukaryota; Metazoa; Arthropoda; Insecta; Diptera; Drosophilidae
Gene: FarO
Product: fatty acyl-CoA reductase wat
Exons: 6
Coding region: 185-1687 (500 amino acids)
Biological process (GO): long-chain fatty-acyl-CoA metabolic process
Cellular component (GO): peroxisome
Molecular function (GO): alcohol-forming very long-chain fatty acyl-CoA reductase (NADP+) activity
Source: RefSeq, a predicted model, not a curated record